ACGAAUAGUCCAAGAGCUCACCAAUACAAAAGACGUCGAAUCAUACUAUUAAUUAAUAUAUCAGUAUAUCGGGACAGGUGCUGGCCGCCACGUCAGUCAGUCAGUCAGUCAAUCACACACACAAAGCACAGAAAACCCCGCCCUCUGAUUGGCCCGAGCCGGCACGAAACAGGCAAUUACAAAGUGAACAACGUCAUGGAACGUAGUCGCAAUAUUUGCUGCUUGCGCGACAUUGUAAGCCUGGACGGCGGGGGGGUCUGGCAGCUAAUUUAGGGGCCUGUUUUGCUGCCAUAUUACCCACGGGGCCAGUCGUCGCGCAUAAAUAUCUUACCUGAUAUCGAAGGAAAUAUAGAAAGCCACCCCUCAAUGAAGAGAUGUAUUGUGUUCUUGGAGAGUACAUGCAUAAUGCUAGGACGUAUAAAAGUACACAUAUACGUAUACAGUGUGUAUCUACAUUCUUUUCCGCAUUCCGUUUCGUUUGUCGUUCGAGUGGUAAACAAAGCACACUGGGCAUGGAAACAAAGCAGAAGCGUCGAGAGAACACGAAUCUAUAUAUAUAUUCAGUCAGUCAACCAGUCAACCAGUCAAUACACCACCACCAACACCCUACCUACGUCCCAUCCCACCCAACCAAACACACCAUCGCCUCCACACCACACCACACACCACACCACACCCCUCGACCCCAUCCAAACCCCACCCAACCUCCUCCAAACCAACCAAACCAACCCAAAAAAAUGCGCCCAAUCCCCCUCUCAAUCCCAAUCGCCAACCUCAUGUCCAUCCUCCUCCUCAGCGCCCUCACAGCCAGCCUCCCAACAACCCAAUCCGCCUGCGCAGCACGAGUGGUACGACGGUACGGAAUCUAUGCCGCGACAGGGCUAGAAUUGGGACUUAGAUCCGGGGCUGCUGGACACGUGGACGAGGAGGACGAUGGGGUAGUGCGUGCGAAUGGGGGGAACGGGGACGGGGACGGGGCACGGUGAUGGAUGAGGAGGGAGGAUGGUGUUGUGGUUUUUUUUUUUGGGGGGGGGAUGAAUUUACGAAUGAAGAGGCGAAUGGAUAAAUGAACGAAUGAAUGAAUGAAUGAAUGAAUGAAUGAAUGAAUGAAUGAAUGAAUGAAUGAACAAAUGAAUGAAUGAACGAAUGGCGAGGCUUGAGGGAGUGAGUGAGUGGCU
Pseudovirgaria hyperparasitica is the source of this 1178-nucleotide messenger RNA. RefSeq lists its product as uncharacterized. Bases 375 to 986 code for a protein of 203 amino acids. The transcript is spliced from 2 exons. NCBI's taxonomy places the organism in Eukaryota, Fungi, Ascomycota, Dothideomycetes, Acrospermales, Acrospermaceae. The record is from RefSeq and is a predicted model, not a curated record.